Messenger RNA from Metopolophium dirhodum (rose-grain aphid), 2328 nucleotides. RefSeq lists its product as uncharacterized. The coding region runs from base 1 to 2328 and encodes 775 amino acids. The transcript has a single exon. Lineage: Eukaryota; Metazoa; Arthropoda; Insecta; Hemiptera; Aphididae. The record is from RefSeq and is a predicted model, not a curated record.
AUGCCAUCUCAACAUCUACCGAAGCUUAUCAAGGACAAGUAUUCCCAUCUUGCACUAGCUGACCCUCACUUUGACCGGUCCGCACCUAUUGAUAUGCUACUGGGAGCAGACGUGUUUGCUCGAAUCAUGGAUGGAAAACGGGUGUCAAUCGAUGAUUCUCUACCUGUCGCAUACGGAUCAGUCUUUUGUUGGGUCUUGAUAGGCGAACUCCCUGUUCAACAGUACCAUUGUAACACCGCUGUAUCCCUGUCGGUAUCACUGGAAGGGCUGGUCCAACGUUUUUGGCAACUCGAAGAACCGGAUGAAGCUCCUACUACGUUUACUAGUGAUGGACAAUGUGAGUCCAUUUAUGCUUCUGAAAGCCGUCGAGACAACUCUGGUCGAUUCCUAGUUCCUUUGCCAUUCAUACCGAAACACCGCGAUGAAACAUUUCCUGGUUCUCGCAAUAUUACCGAACGUCGUUUUCAAAACCUGGAGCGGAAACUUCAAAACGACGAUGUGCUAUAUACCGCAUACAAACAUUUUAUGAGCGAAUAUGAAACCUUAGGUCAUAUGUCAGUUGCUACUGAACCUGGCGCCUACUUCAUUCCGCAUCACCCUGUUUUCAAGUCCAACUGUCCAUCGAGCAAAAUCCGAGUGGUAUUCGAUGGAUCGGCGAAGGCUGCCUCUCUGUUGUCAUUAAAUCAAUGUCUAUACGCCGGUCCGAAGUUACAGCUGGAUAUCGUGGACAUUCUAUUUCGAUUCCGACUUCACCAGUUCGUCUUUACUGCAGAUGUUUGCAAGAUGUACACGCAAAUUCUCGUUCUGCCAGAAUACCGUCGCUUUCAGCACAUCCUAUGGAGGCCUUCUCCACUAGACGAGUUGAAAGAGUAUCAGCUCAAUACCGUGACAUACGGCAUCAAUAGUGCCCCUUUUUUGGCGUUGAGAGUCUUAAGGGAUAUUGCUGACAAUGAUUGUACAGGAUUUCUUGAAGUACAAUUGGGGCUGAGGGAACAAACCUAUGUGGAUGACAUUUGUCUUGGUGCCGACACCGAGGAUGAAUUGUUGACUUUACAGUCAAAUCUGUGUUCCGUCCUGAAACGUGCUGGUCUUGAGUUGAAGAAGUGGUCGAGUAACACCGUAUCUGUGUUAGAAGCUGUAUCGCCAGAGGAUCGUGUCAUGGAAAGUCUAAGCUUCGAUGAAGACGUCUGUGAAACCACCAAGGUCCUGGGGCUGCAGUGGGAUCCGGCCAAAGACAUUUUUAAAUUCAACGGCCAUUCAACCACCACCGUCGUCACAAAGUGGGCAAUUCUAUCGACUAUAGCGCGCAUUUUUGACCCUAUUGGAUUUUUAGCGCCGGUGACCUUCUAUGCUAAACAUAUCCUACAUGAAAUCUGGGAAGAGGAAUUGGCAUGGGACGACCCUUUACCUCCGAGAUUAUGUCAAAAUUGGAAAACAUUUACGGAUGAGCUACCGGUUCUAUCUGCGAUUAAGAUUCCACGCUAUGUCGCUACUCAACGUCAAUCUUACGUCGAAUUGUGUGGAUUCUGUGACGCCUCCGAACGCGGAUUCGCUGCAGUGGUAUACCUUCGGGUAACAGUUUCAGACGACGACGUGUCUGUGUUCCUGCUUGGAUCCAAAACAAAGAUGGCACCGAUGAAAACCGUAUCCAUCCCGAGACUUGAAUUAUGUGCUUCAGUUUUGCUCGCUCGAUGGAUGGCGCGCAUAUUAAAAAUGUUCGAUGGGAAACUCACGAUUAACGGGCUUUACGCCUGGUCCGAUUCCCAAGUCGCUUUGGCCUGGUUAAUGAACUCGCAUGUUUCCUUUAAGGUGUUUAUUUCAAACCGUGUACAUCAGGUGCGUCAACUUAUUCCAUCAUGCCGCUGGCUCUAUGUACGCUCAUCUGAAAAUCCUGCGGACUGUGCUUCAAGAGGAAUACUGCCUUCGGAGCUAUCCGUACAUGCAUUGUAUUGGUCCGGCCCUACGUUCCUAAAAAACCCAAGUGAAACUUGGAGCAUGCUGGUCCCUUCGGUUCCUGUUGAACAACUACCAGAGUUCAAACCCGUGUCGCUGGCCGUUCAAGUUACCUCAAAUAAAGAAUGGUUCUGUCGCUUCUCGUCUUUCCUCAAUAUGAUCAAGGUCGUCGCUUGGAUGCGCAGGUUUAUCGGCUUAUGUAAGAAACGAACGUAUUCCAACAAUUUCUUGUCACGUGAAGAGAUAAAUCAAUCGUUAAUGGUAAUUGUACAAUCUUCUCAACAACGUUGGUUUCCUGAGCUGAUUUUGGAUCUGUCACGUGGCCGUGGUGCAGCUCGCCCAUUAUCUAGUCUACGGCCAUUUUUGAAUUCGUAA